UAGUCGCAGCCUUGAUUGGCAGAGCUGCCUAGUGACUGACAGGGGGUCUCCAUGGCGCCCGCGUCUCCAAUCCGCCCACCCCAGUAGCGGCAAGGUCUUGCUGGUUGGCGUUUCCUAGCUGAGCAAGCGCAGCCGAACCCAACCCACAGCUCUUCCAGGCGGGAAGGCUCCCCCCGACUCUGUAACCCCCAGCCGCUCCCCGCUCGGCCCGCGGGCAUCUGCUGCGUGUCCCACCCGGGGCGCCCGCGCAGCCUCGAUGUUCCAGCUGCCCAUUUUGAAUUUCAGCCCCCAGCAAGUAGCCGGGGUAUGCGAGACCCUGGAGGAAAGCGGCGACGUGGAGCGCCUAGGUCGCUUCCUGUGGUCGCUUCCCGUGGCCCCGGCAGCCUGUGAGGCCCUUAACAAGAAUGAGUCGGUGUUGCGAGCGCGAGCCAUCGUGGCCUUCCACGGCGGCAACUACCGCGAGCUCUACCAUAUCCUGGAAAAUCAUAAGUUUACGAAGGAAUCGCACGCCAAGCUGCAAGCACUGUGGCUCGAAGCGCAUUACCAGGAGGCAGAAAAGCUGCGUGGACGGCCCCUGGGGCCAGUAGACAAGUACCGGGUAAGGAAGAAGUUCCCGCUGCCGCGGACCAUUUGGGAUGGAGAACAGAAGACUCACUGUUUCAAGGAGCGCACGCGGCACCUGCUUCGAGAGUGGUACCUUCAGGACCCAUACCCCAACCCCAGCAAAAAACGAGAGCUCGCCCAGGCAACCGGACUGACCCCCACACAGGUGGGCAACUGGUUCAAAAACCGCAGACAAAGAGACCGGGCAGCUGCAGCCAAAAACAGACUCCAGCAGCAGGUUCUGUCGCAGGGCCCCGGGCGGGUGCUACGCUCGGAAGGUGAGGGCACGCCAGAGGUGUUGGGCGUCGCCUCCAGCCCGGCUGCCAGUCUAUCGAGCAAGGCGGCCGCUUCGGCCAUCUCCAUCACGUCCAGCGACAGCGAGUGCGACAUCUGAGCUGCCCACUCAUCACACUUAGAAACAGAAUCCAGUGUAAAAAAAAUGAAAUGCACAAAAUAAAAGAGAGGACGGGACCAGCAAAUACAGCGCUGGCAGAAGCCCAGUGGCCAGGAACCCGCAGGCCUCAUCGCGACUCUAGGGCAUGCGGUGAGGCCUGAUCCAACGCCAAUUCUCUUCGCAUUGCUUUCCCUGAAGGAUCUGGCUGCAAAGACUCCUUUGGAAGAAAACUGCACGCUGAGCGCCUGCCCUUGAGUCUUCUGUGGGUAUUUCACGUCGAAAGGACGCUGUUAUAUAUAUAUAUAUAUAUGUAUAACUUUUGCUUUGAAGGUUUCUUUUUUAAAAAACAAAACAUAUAUAUGCUGUUUAUUUACUUAUUUAAAAGACUUCCAUGAUAGGUUUCUCUGUAGCUUGGGGAACUUGCUGUUCUAAAUGGGCUCACGCAGUCUGUGUGAAGAAGCCAAAUAAUAAAACAACUUGGUGGAUAACCUUUCUUAAUUACGGGA
Messenger RNA from Arvicanthis niloticus (Nile rat), 1503 nucleotides. The record is from RefSeq and is a predicted model, not a curated record. NCBI's taxonomy places the organism in Eukaryota, Metazoa, Chordata, Mammalia, Rodentia, Muridae.